This is a messenger RNA of Hevea brasiliensis (rubber tree), 3161 nucleotides long. Its product is annotated as U-box domain-containing protein 14. Lineage: Eukaryota; Viridiplantae; Streptophyta; Magnoliopsida; Malpighiales; Euphorbiaceae. The transcript is spliced from 4 exons. The coding region runs from base 799 to 2694 and encodes 631 amino acids. Gene Ontology annotation, biological process: cell surface receptor signaling pathway; protein ubiquitination. Gene Ontology annotation, molecular function: ubiquitin-protein transferase activity; protein binding. Gene Ontology annotation, cellular component: nucleus; cytoplasm. The record is from RefSeq and is a predicted model, not a curated record.
CAAAUAUGUUAAAAUAAUAAUAAAAAAAAAGAGAAGCUAAUUUGUUAAGAAAUGAUCUCAUCUCUCUUUUUGCUUUCUCUCCCAUUUCAACAGAAAAUUCACUUCUACUUAUUAAUCCUCGCCUUAUCUCACAUCACGUUUUUUAUCAUUCUUUCUAUCUUUUGAUUUUCUGUUAAACCCCUCCUCUUAUUCUUCUUCUCACCAAGAAAAAGCAAUCAAUUUGUGGAGCAAAGCAACUCUCUUUUUUCUUUCAAAACCUAACCCAGCAACUACCACCAUUCCCUCUCUCAACCAACCUUUUCACAAUUUGGUUUGACCCUCUCCUUCAACCCAUCAAAGCAAAGUUGAAAAAGUGGGGAAUUUUCUGGGAGAUGAAGGGCGACGGUUGGACACAGAACUGAAUUGUUGCGGGGUUGACAUUAAUCUUUUGUGAUUUGAAUUGUAAUUGAAACCUGUGUGAGGAAAUUAUUGGUCGUUUGUUGGUUGGGUUAAAAUCUUUUCAUGGUGGUGUAAUUUACCCAUGUGUUUGGUUGAUGGGAAAUUGCGGUGAAACCAUGGAAAAAAAUUGAGUUUUUUGUUUUAUUGUUGUUGUAGAUUGAAUAUAGUAGAGAAAUAAGAAAAACCCAAAUGAGUAAGAUGGAGGUCGCGGUGGAUUGCGAGUGCUUGGAUGAAAAGAAAGUGUAAUAAAGAGGGGGGAAAAAGUCUAGGAAGGGAUACUAGCUGAAUUUUUUAGAGUUUUGUAUUAUUUAGUAAAUAUUUUUUGGGGGCUCUGUUUAUAGCUGAAUUAGGCUUAUCCACAUGGCUCUAACGGAGGAGGAUCCAAAAUCCAAGAUGAUGGGUCGACUCAUUGACUCAGUGAAGGGGAUUUGUGGGUUACCUGAAUGUAAAAAUAUGUGCAGGAAGAUGCAUGGGAAUUUGAUUCGUAGAAUCAAGCUCUUGAGCCCUUUGUUUGAGGAGUUAAGAGAUAGCAAUGAAGAGCUAGGCGAAGAAGCAAUUAAUGGCUUUGAGUUAUUGAGAAUUGCUUUAGAUUCGGCCAUGGGACUUCUCAAAUCGGCCAAUGAGGGAAGCAAGUUGUAUCAGGCCAUGCAAAGGGACAAGUUAGCACAUAAGUUUUGCCAAAUUACGGAACAAAUUGAAGCAGCAUUAAGUGAGAUUCCUUAUGAUAAACUUGAUUUAUCAGAGGAAGUUCAAGAACAGAUUGAACUUGUGCAUGCUCAACUCAGAAGGGCUAAAGAAAGACCAGACUCCCCUGAUUCACAACUAGACCUUGAUUUAGCCUUAGCACAGAGAGAAAAAGACCCUGAUCCUGCAGUAUUGAAGAGGCUUUCUGAAAAGCUGGAACUCAAGACUAUCAGUGAUUUAAAGAAAGAGUCUCUUGCUUUCCAUGAGUUGGUUAUCUCAAGUGAUGGUGAUCCAGGAGACUGGUUGCAGAAGGUGUCAUCCAUCCUCAAGAAAUUAAAAGAUUAUGUUCAAAUGGAAAACCCUGAAGCUGAUAAUUCUGAGUCCGAAAAUGGUUUAAUUAAGCACCGUUCUCCUGUUAUUCCGGAUGAUUUCCGCUGCCCAAUAUCUCUAGAACUGAUGAAAGAUCCAGUGAUAGUCUCUACUGGGCAGACCUAUGAAAGAUUAUGCAUCCAAAAAUGGCUGGAUGCAGGACACAAGACUUGCCCAAAAACACAACAGACUCUGUCGCAUACUGCACUAACACCUAACUAUGUUUUGAAGAGUUUGAUUGCUUUGUGGUGUGAAAACAAUGGUGUUGAGCUGCCGAAACACCAAGGGUCUUGUAGAAACAAAAAAGUUGGAAGCAGUGUUUCUGACUGUGAUCGAAUUGCUAUUGUUGCCUUGUUAGAGAAAUUGGCAAAUGGGAAUCUAGAACAACAAAGAGCAGCUGCUGGAGAGCUUCGUUUACUGGCGAAGAGGAACGCGGAUAACAGAGUAUGCAUUGCAGAAGCAGGAGCCAUUCCACUUCUUGUAGAGCUUUUAUCCUCCACAGAUCCUCGUACACAAGAGCAUGCUGUUACAGCGCUUUUAAACCUUUCCAUAAAUGAUAGUAACAAGGGAACCAUUGUUAAAGUGGGAGCUAUACCUGAUAUAGUAGACGUGUUAAGAAAUGGAAGCAUGGAGGCAAGGGAAAAUGCAGCUGCAACCCUUUUCAGUUUAUCCGUUAUUGAUGAGAAUAAGGUGUCAAUAGGAGCAGCUGGGGCCAUCCCAGCACUUAUAGAUUUGCUCCGCGAGGGGACUCCAAGAGGAAAGAAGGAUGCUGCCACUGCUAUUUUUAAUCUUUCAAUUUAUCAGGGAAACAAGGCAAGAGCUGUAAGGGCUGGUAUUGUGCCACCUCUGAUGCAGUUGCUCAAGGAUGCUGGAGGUGGAAUGGUUGACGAGGCAUUGGCAAUUCUUGCUAUUCUUGCAAGCCAUCAAGAAGGGAAGGUAGCAAUUGGACAGGCUGAGCCAAUUCCUGUUCUGAUGGAGGUCAUUAGGACCGGUUCUCCACGCAACCGUGAGAAUGCUGCAGCUGUCCUGUGGUCACUAUGUGCUGGUGAUUCACAGCAGUUGAAGUUAGCAAAGGAGUGUGGUGCAGAAGAAGCACUAAAGGAACUGUCAGACAAUGGCACUGAUAGGGCCAAGAGAAAAGCUGGAAGCUUAUUAGAGCUCAUUCAACGAGAUGAUGGGGUGGUUAAUCAAAGUUGUCUCUGAAUUGUGCAGCCAUGCAUCAGAAAGUUGCUAAGAAAAAACCAUAUCUGGUUAAGCUAUCUGUGAAUUAAUGUCUUUACUAUUUUUAAAUAUGUAUAGAUCACUGCUGGAAAGGGUGAAUGAUGGGACUGGGUAUAUUGGCAGCUUCGGUGCAUUAGACCCAUGGACAUCAAUUGUUUAACAUUAGGUAUGGGCUAUUGGAGAGUUCCAAAAAAUGAGUUAAUAAUCAUCAGUGGUGAUUGAGCAGUUCUAAAUUGGUUACGCACUUGGUGGUGGUGAGACUUGGUCUGUUUCAGGUGCAUUAUCUCAUCAAUGAUCUCACAAUUUGGUACACUUAAUGUAAAAGUUGAAGGAGGUUCAUACAGAGAGGAGGUAAGCAAUUCUUCUUGUUCCAAUCUGGUGGUGUAUAAACUUGAAAAAGUCUUGUAAGCAUAUUAUAUUCGUAUAAUUAAAAUGAUGUAUUUUUAGAA